Molecule: messenger RNA, 1368 nt
Organism: Trypanosoma grayi
Lineage: Eukaryota; Euglenozoa; Kinetoplastea; Trypanosomatida; Trypanosomatidae
Exons: 1
Coding region: 1-1368 (455 amino acids)
Source: RefSeq, a predicted model, not a curated record
AUGACGGAUGCUGCCCCUCGGAAGAAGCCGUCCAAGCAGCCGGAAAAGCCGCUCACAAGCAUGCCACCAAAGACGCAGGUCAAGAGCAAGCUGCCCACCAGAGCUCCCGGAAAGGUUGGCAGAUCUGAAACGAAGGCGGGUCCCACAAAAGUAUCACCCGCAACAGCAACAGCAGUGGCGGCAUCGAAGAUGCCAGCAGGGAAGAAAACUGUGCCAACACGUUUUCCUUCACGAGCAAGCAAGCUUCCACCAAAGACCACGCCUUUGGCAGCAAAAGAGGACGCAGUUCAAUCUUCCACCAGUUCCUCUACGCCAAGAGCGGCAAAUAUGACAGCAACACCGUUGGCUCCCACGCGCUCCGAUACAUCCUCCGAAGGAUCGGUACACCUUGCCACGUACGAUGAUAUGCUCAGUCCUAUUGACACUCCGAGAGAAAUGACUGGGAUCCAUAAGGUGGCUGAUGUGGGCAUUCUGGAGCAAAGCGCACAGCCACUUGAAAAGGAGGAGUCCUCUCUGAAGGAGAUGGGGACGCCGAAUAGAAAGGUUCCACCAAAGGCAGACAUCACUGCAGAAGCGGCUGUGCAGGUGACGGAAGGAUGCACACAACGUCCUGUGACGGUACGAAAAACAGCAGAGAGGCACGCGGGGUACGUUGGAGAUAUUGCCAAGCAGCUUGUUAAGGCCGAGGAACGCGUGGGGACUCUAACUGGAGAAGUCGCAAGACUCCGAGAAGCACUAGGCGGAACCGACAAUUCUAUGUUUGUUCAACACACCUUUCAAGCGGAGAAUGGAGUAGAGUGGUUGCGGCAGGAGCUGGCGCGGGAGCGUGCGUCCACCAAGCAUCAUCGCGAGGCUCACCUAGCGGUGCUUCUAGAACUAGGCAAGCUACGCGAGGAGGUGGACCGUUAUGGGACACAUGACUUGCUGUUGAAGCGUAAUGCGGAGCUGGAGGCGCAAAUGAGUGAUAUGGCAAAGGAAAAGGUUGAACAGGAGAUGGUUAUAGUGAGACUCCAGGAGGAAGCCGCUGCGUUGGUGUCUCAAUAUGGCAACUCACCUUGCGGCUCUGGGUGCGUGAUGGUACGUCUUUCCAGUUUGUGCGAACUUUGCUGCGAAAAGUUGAAGCUGGAGGCGAAUCGUCGCACGGCGCAUGAUCGUUUGGCGCAACUAACGGAGCUGAAGCCGAUGGGCGUCGUUCCACAUUCUCUACCGGAACCGUGGUCACCGGAAAUGAUGAAACAGCUUCAAGAGCCGCGUAAACAAGCCCCGCCGCUCUUACCGACAAAUGGUGCGGUCUCACUUGCCGCUGGACUUGAAGGCCGAGGUGGUGCCCAGCCAGAGCAGGCGGUGCAGGACCAGGAGUCGCCAUAA